AUCGGCUUUGUUAAACGCACAUUAAACACUGACAGGGAAAGCGCUGCUUUGUCGUUCACUAAGUCGGGAGGCAGAGCAACAGAGUGAGAGAAGGAGCCACAGAGGGGGGCAGGCGACUUUCUCUGAAGUUGAAGCCACAAUUUCGCCAGUUUAACUGCCAGAGGAAGAGAGGAGCCGACAACUCUUUUUUUGGAUUUGUCAAACGAGAGGGGGAACACAUACACGGGUUACGUGUAUGGUCAGAAGCUCCCGAGUUAACCUUAAAUGAACAAAAGUUGAAGUUCGGCGUCGUGGCAGUCGGUAAAUGUUGUGACAUUUUAGGAGAGCAUAAAUUGCUCCAGCGGUCGACGGUCGAGUGGCGGGGUAAAACCCGAGCUGUCAAACCCCGAUGACUACUGCAAACUGCCCCGGGAAUGAGGAGCUGGACUUCAGACUGAUCUUCGGAGAGGACGAGCAGCAGCAGCCGCUAGGCCCCACAGAUCUGGAGCCUGAUGACAACACAUCGUUCUAUAUCCUAAAUGUGGGCCAGUCCCAGUCUAUGGUUACUAACCACCAGUCUAUUGGCCUGCCUCGUCAUGGCAUGCAGUCCCACUCCCAAGUCAUCAGCACUUCCCCACGCCUUCAGUCACACAAACCAGGAUCUGAGCCCCCGAGCUAUGAGGCACAACACAAGUAUGGCACCUCCCCCCUGCUGCCCUCUGCUCCCGUGGAGGCACCAAAAGCCUUUGAGUGCCCCAGUAUUCAGAUCACCUCUAUCUCCCCUAGCUGCCAGCAGGAGAUGGAUGGCAACGAGGAAGAUCUGAGGGCAAAUGGCCCUGAUGGGGACUACCACAGCGACAGACCCUUGUCCAGAGACCACCUGUAUUUACGCCUGGACCACUCAUACCGGGACUCUUCGCUCAGCCCCAGCCCGUGCAGCAGCCUCUCCUCUAGGAGCUGGUUCUCUGACGCAUCUUCCUGUGAAUCCUUCUCACACGUAUAUGACGAUGUUGACUCCGAGCUAAACGAAGCUGCUGCCCGCUUCACCCUGGGCUCCCCACUUACUUCUCCAGGCUGUGCCUCCCCUCAAACCGGUGGUGGGGUUUUGGAGGAACAGCCCCACUGGCAGCACCAUCACCCCGCCUUCAUCCACCACUCCCACUCCAUCAGCCUGUCACCCCGACAGUCUCCCUGCCACUCGCCACGCACCAGUGUCACUGAUGAAAAUUGGCUUAGCCCACGGCCACCUUCCAGGCCCUCCUCACGUCCCACAUCACCCUGCGGGAAGAGGCGCCACUCUAGUGCCGACAUCUGUUACCCAGGCUCUGUGUCACCACAUCACUCACCCACACCCACGCCAGGACCUUCACCCAGGGGCAGCGUGACAGAGGACACCUGGGCUGGUAGUCCCUCUGUAGGCAUGUCGCCCUUCCAGUGCUGCCCAUCUGAAGCAGACAUCCCAUCUAAGACCAGGAAGACCUCACAAGACAGAACAGCUAUGCAGACUGGGAAAGGUGACCUGGGGCUAGAUGACCAAGGGAAUAUGUCCCCUAAUCUAGACUCUCCUUCAGAUGAGGCCAUGCACAGCCUGAAGAAGGACGGGCCUGGGGAACAGUUCCUCUCUGUGCCCUCCCAUUUCUCAUGGAAUAAACCCAAGCCUGGUCAUACACCUAUAUUCAGGACCUCCUCGCUUCCUCCUCUAGAUUGGCCGCUGCCAAGUCAGUUUGGCCAGUAUGAUCUGAAGAUAGAGCUUCAACCCAAAGCCCACCAUCGAGCACACUAUGAGACUGAGGGCAGCCGAGGAGCUGUCAAAGCAUCAUCAGGUGGCCACCCAGUCGUCAAGCUCAUUGGCUACAGUGAGAAGCCUGUCAACCUGCAGAUGUUCAUUGGAACAGCAGAUGACCGUUACUUGAGGCCGCACGCCUUCUACCAGGUGCACAGGAUCACCGGGAAAACCGUAGCCACGGCCAGCCAAGAAGUUUUGAUCUCCAGCACCAAAGUUCUCGAAAUUCCUCUCCUGCCCGAAAACAACAUGUCAGCCAGUAUUGACUGUGCUGGCAUCCUUAAGCUACGGAACUCAGACAUUGAGCUGCGGAAAGGGGAGACGGAUAUAGGAAGAAAGAACACACGGGUCCGUGUGGUGUUCAGAGUUCACAUCCCUCAACCCAAUGGGAAGGUGCUGUCGCUGCAGGCUGCCUCCAUUCCUGUAGAGUGCUCCCAGCGUUCAGCUCAAGAGCUGCCCCAGGUGGAGAAAUCCAGCCUGAGCAGCUGUCUGGUCAGUGGGGGAGAAGAGAUGGCCAUCACUGGGUCAAACUUCUUCCCAGAGUCCAAGGUCAUCUUCCUGGAGAAAGGCCCUGAUGGACGUCCACAAUGGGAAGUGGAGGCAAAAAUAAUCCGUGAGAAAACUCAAGGAUCGUGUAUUGUGGUGGAGGUUCCUCCUUACCACAGUAAGACUGUGGGCUCAGCUGUGCAGGUGCACUUUUAUGUCUGCAAUGGCAAGCGGAAAAGGAGCCAAUCGCAACGCUUCACUUACCUUUCAGUCAUGGUAAAACAGGAGCACAGAGAAGAGCUGGACCUUGCUGCAGUACCCCCUAUGUCCAUGCCCCUGGCACAUGCUGCCAGUCUGGUGCGCACCCAGCUGCCUUCUCCUGAGCAGGGCCACCCAUCGGACAACCUUCUGUCCAGCUCCCCUCACGGCCUGGCCACGGGCUCCGGACCUGGCCUGCUACCCCUGCAGGCCCCUUGCCCCUCCCUGGGCUCCCCGUCUUUCCAGCACCUGCCUCACCUCCAGGGUCACAGUUUGCACCACCCCCCUGCAGAUUGCCACAUGACGUUCCACCCGAGCUCUGCUCCUGCUCCUUCCAGGCCCUCCUACCAGCCUAUGCAGCACAGCCAGAGUCACGGCCAUAGCCUGCCCUUCAACAGCCAGUCCAACUUUCCUCCUCAGGGCUAUGAGAGGAUACCCUUUCAGCAGAGCCCCAGUGCAGCGUCACACCCGAUGACCAUGGGGAUGAUGUACCCCAGCUCCCCUUGCUCCUCACCAUCAGCUCCCUCCUCUUCAGCCACCAACCCCAUUGUUGGAUCUCCCCAGAGCCAGCAACCCCUGCUCGCCCCCUCAUCCCCACACCUUCAUACACUUGGAGGUUUCCACUGUUCCCCAAAUCCCACCCAGAUGCCCUCUCCCGGUGGCCACCCACUUGUAGGGCAGCACCCCACCCAGCUGCAGAGGGCCAUGGGCUACCACCCGGUAAGUCAAAGGUCAGCCUCCUGCCCCACACCAUCCAGCGCCCCUCCUCCACGGAUGAUCCCCUCUCCCCACUCUGGGCCUUCCUCCCCUCAGCUCCACUCGCUGCCCUACCAGUCUCCCACCUCAUCCUCCCCCACCUCAGGCGGCAGUCCUCUCGGGCCCCUCCAACAGCAGCAUUCAGGACAGCCUUCUCCCCAGGCCACAAGCCCUGUCAUGGUCAGCCUGUCCCCGGUAGCAGCAGGGCCUUUGGUUCACCCUCUAAGCCCACAGCGGCCCUUCCCCUCAGACGGGGAGAGGCUGAACAUCAAACAGGAACCGGAGGAUAGGGAGCCCACUUUCCGCUCCAUUGGCCUGCAGGACAUCACACUGGAUGAUGUGAAUGAGAUCAUCGGCAGAGACAUGUCCCAGUCCCCCAGUGCUCACGGUCCUCCGUCAGCACAGAACCAGUCGUAGCUCAGCCCUCACUCAGGCCGGCUGCCCCUUCCAGCUCUGUACUCCCACCACGGCUGUGUCACAGACCGCGCUCCAGGUCCUGGUCCUGUGUAACGUGACAAGAGGGUAGGAAGAGAAUAGACUGUGGUCUGAAGACAGAAUACAGUUUGAGAUUCUGUAAAAGUGGAUCUGCUAGACCCCCACACAACCUGACAAGACGACGCCCGCAUUUGUCUCUUUACAAAGCGGAACAUCUUUUGUAGAGAUAUAGAACCAAAUUUCACAACUUCACGCAAAUGAAAUUGAAAAGCGAGCAGGAGAAUUCCAUGUUGCUUUCUCUCUCUCCGCUGAUUAGAGCUGUCUGUUAGUUCUCAGGCCUGUGCUCACAUGUUAAGAUGGGACUCACAACCUUAUAGGUGACGCCUAAAAGCACUGCUGUCUUCCUGACCAAUCAGCUCUCUCUGUGAGUCUGGAGCGCUCAUGUUUUGAAUAACGUUUUUUGUAGCGGAGACAAUUCAACAGUGUAUUGUCCUCCCCCUUCUCACCAGCAUUGACCUUCAUGAAUGAAGACCUCUCGAGACAUGUAGGAUUAGGAGAGACUAAGGAGUGCACAGUGCUCUCACAGAUAGCGAGAAAAAGGUUGUUUCACUACUCUGUGGUCAUUUAAUAAGCAGUGGGUUUGUAAAAGUGUGUACCAAAUUCAAAUCAAACCCUCCUGAAUGAUCAGAAUCUAAAUUUUCAGUAAAAUCUUUCAGAAAAGUUUAGAGUGAACUUUCCUGUCAUGCUAACACAGAAAAAAAAACAUCAUCUCCCUGUUUUUUCGUUCAUGGCUCAGUGAUGAAGUCACUGUCCACUCCUUGUUUUUUUCCCCCUUUAAAUUUAAAAACCAUUCAGGUCUGGAGCGCAUUGUCCUGGCAAGGAGGAGACGCUCCUCUGGUGCUGGUCUGGGAUCCGCAACCUGCAACAUUCCACAACUUUUAGUAACCUUGCAGCCGUGUAGAUAUCUGUACAUGAACUUGCUCUCUUCUCUUCUCUCCUCUCUUUUAUCUGUUUGUGCUCCUUCUACUGUGCUUCUUUAUCUUCUUCAAGUUGAACAAAUGCCUUAUUAACAUUUAGCAGCUUUGAAUGGUAGCAAAAGCUUUUUGUUGUUGUUUUGCACAGCUGGCUUUGAGUUUGACUUUUUUUUAAGGAAACAGAUGAGUGACUUGGGUCAUGUGGACGGGAUUUCAUGAAUCCUCGUGGUUUAGAUGCAAGUGGGACGUGCAGGAUUCAGGACUGAGACGGCCCUCCUGAUCAUUUUCAUUCAAAGAUAUAUGUGAAGACGCCCCGUUAAUUCUAUGUUACAAAGAAGUGUUUUUAUUGAUCUACAGAGACAGACAACUCUGUGCCUCUUCAAUUCUCAUGCAAUAACCCCCCAAAUCUCCCAGGGGCCCUUGUGUGCCUUCUAUUUCCCGACAGCCACCAGCCUAGGUGACGUGCACUGGGAAAUAAUCUGACAAAUAGUUUAAAAGUGUUUUCAAUACAUUUCAAUACAUUUCAGCUACACUUACGUAUUGCCCCCCCCACCCACCCACACACACACAAACACACACACACACACAUUGGGAUGUAACAGGACUUUCCACAUCCCCUUUUUGCAGUAAUCAAUGUUCACUGUUCACAAUCAGAGACGAGGAUGUAUUGAUGUAUUUGUCCUAUUCUGACAGAUAUGCAGUGCCUGUAUGGCAGCAAUAACAGAGUCUCAAGGAAAGUUGGCCCAGUGACGUGUUUUUAGGUGUGUUUGUGUCAUUCUGGUUGGAAGAUUUCCAUUGGCUUGUUUGCCUUAUGCUCCUGCAUGUGAGAGCUGAAGGAAUGUUGCUUAUGACGGUUUUAGGUCAGUUUCCAGGUGAAAAUGAUUCUGCUAUGCAUUAAAGUUCUGCCUGAUGCCUUUAAAAUGAGAAAAAAAGACAAAAAAGACCUCGAUGCCUAUAGAAGUAGACUGUAGACUUGUUGUAGAUGCUUGAUUGAUUUGUGUUAGCAUCCGGAAUUUGUCCAUCAGCCAAUCUGCCUUGUCAAGGACGCAGUGCAAGCAUCUUAAUAGGUUUUGUGUGUGUGUGUGUGUGUGUGUGUGUGUGUGUGUGUGUGUGUGUGUCUGUGUGUGUGUGUGUGUGUGUCUGUGUGUGUGUGUGUGUGUGUGUGUAUGUGUGUGUGUGUGUGUGUGUGUGUGUGUGUGUGUGUGUGUGUGUGUGUCUGUGUGUGUGUCUGUGUGUGUGUCUGUGUGUGUAUGUGUAUGUGUGUGUGUAUGUGUGUGUGUAUGUGUGUGUGUAUGUGUAUGUGUAUGUGUAUGUGUAUGUGUAUGUGUAUGUGUGUAUGUGUGUGUGUGUGUGUGUGGAUGGUGUUUGUACCAAAUAUUCUGUACAGAAGACGAGAAUUUUGAGAGUCCUAUUUUCAACAACAGAAGCACACGUGUAUUUAGGCUAUGCAAACUGUAACAGCGGCAAAUGUGAGAUACAACAUUUAAAUAUGACAAAAUGAGAUUAUAAAUGUAAUAUUGCUUAUGAACUUCACAGAGCGGAAAGAAAAAAAUAAACAUUCAGAUAGUGAGAGUAUGUCACUAUGUAAACUAUUAGGAUGCCUUAACUCUUGUUUGACAACCAAUUUGUCAGUGUGUCUGUAUGCUGUUCUGGGUUGAUGAUUUUCUUUUUUGUCCAUGACUAAGACAUAAGUCAGUAACUAUUAUUAUUUUUUGUUUGUUUUUUUGGGAGGGGGGCACAGUGUGGACAUUGAAGGUUGGGUGCGAGAAGGGAGAUGGAUAUUUGAAUAUAAAGCUGGUUUUGCAGCUUGAAAGACUUGUCAACAAAAAAAACAAAAACAAAACCAGCAUUCACAGUAAACUCUGGCUGCCGUCUUCUUCAGUCACAACCAAAGACCGAACAAUAUGUUCCCAUUUUACAUUAUGGUAAAGCAACAGAGACUGUACAACUCUAUUUUUGAUACUUUGAAAUGGAUGUCAUUCCUAAAGGAGGUUGGGGACAUGUAUGAGUGUUGAAUAUAUGUAUAUAUCUAUAUCUAUAUAAAUAUAGAUAUAGAUAUAUAUUAUAUGAAAUGUUUUGUAAAAUAAAAGGGAAAUACAGGUUUAGCUGAUGUUUACCGAGCCUUGUAUUGUCAUUUCUUGUAUAUUUUGUAUGUUAAAAUGUUUUGUAAUUUUUAAGACUGCAGUGCUUUUUGAAGUUAUUCAAAGGGAAUACCUUGCAUCAUACCGUAGGCUCUAAAGUAGUGUAUAUCAAUAAAACAGAAAACUCAA
Molecule: messenger RNA, 6941 nt
Organism: Scomber scombrus (Atlantic mackerel)
Lineage: Eukaryota; Metazoa; Chordata; Actinopteri; Scombriformes; Scombridae
Gene: nfatc3a
Product: nuclear factor of activated T cells 3a
Exons: 10
Coding region: 389-3679 (1096 amino acids)
Biological process (GO): calcineurin-NFAT signaling cascade; cytokine production; regulation of transcription by RNA polymerase II
Cellular component (GO): transcription regulator complex
Molecular function (GO): RNA polymerase II cis-regulatory region sequence-specific DNA binding; DNA-binding transcription factor activity, RNA polymerase II-specific; transcription factor binding
Source: RefSeq, a predicted model, not a curated record